AUACAGUUUGUAUUUCAAUGUGAACACAGUAGUAGUAGCAAGGGUGAAAGGGGGAACAGGAGACAACGAGUUGGAGAUGAAACGAAUUUGGCUUUCGAGCUUUCUCUGCAUGACAUGUUUUUGGAAUGUUGGUUACCCUCUGGAAAAUGGAAUGCUUUUCCCUCGUGAAUCUCCUAGCCGCGAAAUUAAAGAUCUGAACGGGCUAUGGGCAUUCCGAGCUGAUUUUUCGAAGGACAGGAAUCUAGGAUUUCAGAAAGCAUGGUUUCAAAGUCCGUUGGUCGAGACUGGUCCAGUGAUUGAUAUGCCCGUGCCUGCCAGCUACAAUGAUAUUACCCAGGACGCCAAGCUCAGGGAUUUCAUAGGCUGGGUGUGGUAUGAGCGAGAAGUGUGGAUCCCAGGCAGCUGGCUGCAGGACAUGGACCGCAGGAUUGUGCUGAGAGUGGGAAGUGCUCACUAUUACUCUGUGGUUUGGGUGAACGGGGUCAAGGUGACUGAACAUGAGGGUGGCCAUCUUCCUUUCGAAGCUGACAUCAGCUCAGUCGCACGAAAGACUCCCGGAACACCAUGCCGCAUCACCAUUGCUGUAAACAACACCCUGGACCUCCACACCUUACCACCAGGGUCCAUCCAGCACAUGAAUGACCCCAAAAAGUAUCCAGAGGGGUAUUUUAUACAGAACACUAAUUUUGACUUCUUCAACUAUGCUGGCAUACACCGCCCAGUUCUUCUCUACACUACACCUGCUGUGUACAUUGAUGAUAUCACAGUGCAGACAUCCUAUUCAGACAGCACAGGGAUAAUCAGUUAUCAAGUGUCUGUACUGGGCAGUGGCCAUGCCACAGUGAAGGUCUCCCUCACAGACAAGGAUGGCAAAUGUGUAGCUUCUUCUAAUGGAGCCAGUGGUGUCCUCAAAGUGCUAAAUGUCAACCUGUGGUGGCCCUACCUGAUGCAUGAAAAUCCAGGAUACAUGUACUCUAUGGAGGUACAGGUGUUGGCAGAAACCAAAAAUGGUGUUAAAGAGGAAGAUGUGUACACUCUACCGGUUGGCAUCCGCACGGUCCAAGUCACCAAUACCCAGUUCCUCAUCAACAACAAACCCUUUUACUUCCACGGAGUGAACAAGCACGAGGACUCAGAUAUCCGAGGGAAGGGUCUGGAUUUGCCUCUCGUUGUGAAGGAUUUUAACCUGCUCAAGUGGCUUGGUGCCAACUCCUUCCGUACCAGCCACUACCCCUACGCUGAGGAGAUCCUUCAGAUGUGUGACCGCCAUGGCAUCGUUGUCAUAGAUGAGUGCCCAGGAGUGGGCAUCAAGGACAUACGCAGUUUUGAUAACACCUCUCUGGCCCAUCACCUGGUUGUCAUGGACGAGCUGGUGCAGAGAGACAAAAACCACCCCUCUGUGGUCAUGUGGUCUGUAGCCAAUGAGCCGGCAGCUGAGAUGCCCCCAGCUGGAUACUACUUCAAGACACUGGUAUCUCACACAAAGUCCUUGGACCCAACGCGACCAGUGACGUUUGUGACCGACAGUAACUAUGCCAGGGACAAAGGAGUAAGACUCUCGGCUGCACCAUAUGUGGACGUGGUGUGUGUGAACAGCUAUUUCUCCUGGUAUCAUGACCCUGGCCACUUCGAGGUCAUCUCCAUCCAGCUGAACACCCAGUUUGAGAACUGGUACGGAAUGUACCAGAAGCCCAUUAUUCAGAGCGAAUACGGGGCGGACGCCGUACCUGGACUGCACAACGAUCCUCCUAUGAUGUUCACAGAAGAGUACCAGAAAAUAGUCCUACAAAAUUACCACAAUGUGUUUGACCAGAAAAGGAAGAAAUAUGUCAUCGGCGAGCUCAUUUGGAAUUUUGCGGAUUUUAUGACGGCACAAACCAUCACUCGUGUUGUGGGGAACAAAAAGGGCGUCUUCACACGUCAGAGGCAACCCAAAGCUGCAGCCUACCUCCUGCGGGACCGCUACUGGAGAAUAGCCAAUGAGACGGGCAUCCUUCCGGUCUGGGCUAAGUACCCUUGCUCUUAACGCGAGGCCUAGACUCGACUGGGCACAGUGAAAUGGAGGCAUACAACUACCAAAGUGCCUUUUUUUGUUGCUAUACUUAAUUGUGAAUCUACAUCAGAGCUGGAAUUAUAUUGUUGUUUGUAUAGUCCCAGUAAUGCCUGAGAAUUGUAUUUCGGUUCAUCACAGGUGGCUUUCGACAUCAGGUGAAUCAGGCUUUUGUUUUAUUUGUUUUUGUUUAUCACUCAUUUGAGUGCUUGGAUUGUGGGGGAAACACACAUGUGCACACACAACACAGAAUUGCUUGCGUGGUGAAAAAAGGUGACAUUUUUGUGUGAAAAAAUACUUCCAUGGAUUCAUCAUCUAUCAUUUAAUUUACCCAUUUUAUACAUUUCAUGUCUUAUAUGGUUGUGGCAGCAUUUAUUUCGACUGCAACACUGAAGUCACUUUGUUUUUAUUGCUGACAAGCAUACCAGUUAUCAGUGUCCCUCCUUUGAAACACAGUCCAUCAAUUCACCCUUUGUGUUGAGAACAUUCCAAACAUCCAUGACAUUCCACCUGCUUUUACCUUGUACCAAUAUACACUGAAAUUCUUGAACUAACUGCAGCCUCUGUGCUUACAGAGUAAAAGCCCUUUAAACAUUGUAUGAAAAUGCACUGGUUGCAAGGACUAGUCACAUCACCUUUUACAUACAUGUCUAAGUUAUUCUAAAUCUUGCCCUUGAGAUGGGAAAACAAGAUGCUGUGAUGUCCCUCAACCAGUAACGUUAUGUGCAGCUGGCCUGUCCUGUACUUUGGGUUGUCCUGUCCAAAUGGCGUGAAGCACUUGAAUGUAAAUGUGACACCCUUGCCUGCCUAUAUGUUCCGUCCGUCUCCAUUUAGUGCAGAAUACCAGCAGGUUGAGGUGACCCUAUGCUGCCAAACCAUUACAUUUGUGUCUAAUGGUUAAUUCUGUAUUCUACGCAUAAUAACUAUUGCAGAAGAGAUCACAUUGUGUAAUUGGUAUACUCUGCAGGCUUCCCCCUUUCUAUGCCGGACAAUGAUCCAUGAGAAUUGUAUGCCAUUUUUAAAUAAAUUCAGAGUACAUGUGUGUA
Alosa alosa (allis shad) is the source of this 3096-nucleotide messenger RNA. It is a transcript of the gene gusb, whose product is annotated as glucuronidase, beta. Gene Ontology annotation, biological process: glucuronoside catabolic process; carbohydrate metabolic process. The transcript is spliced from 12 exons. The coding region runs from base 77 to 2026 and encodes 649 amino acids. Gene Ontology annotation, molecular function: carbohydrate binding; beta-glucuronidase activity. The record is from RefSeq and is a predicted model, not a curated record. Lineage: Eukaryota; Metazoa; Chordata; Actinopteri; Clupeiformes; Clupeidae.